Messenger RNA from Gadus chalcogrammus (walleye pollock), 2850 nucleotides. It is a transcript of the gene slc35g2b, whose product is annotated as solute carrier family 35 member G2b. Gene Ontology annotation, cellular component: membrane. The coding region runs from base 213 to 1469 and encodes 418 amino acids. NCBI's taxonomy places the organism in Eukaryota, Metazoa, Chordata, Actinopteri, Gadiformes, Gadidae. The record is from RefSeq and is a predicted model, not a curated record. The transcript is spliced from 2 exons.
AGGCUCUGGAAGGCAGGCUGCUGCCGGCUGCUGUUUACCUAGCCCAGGGUAAUGGGUGCUGGCCAGGUGUGUGUGUCCUGGAACGGCCAACCGGCACGGCGAUUAGCUUGAUGAAUGGACCAAUGGGAACUCUGAGGUGAGGCUUUAAAAGGAACAAAGACGGGGGCAUCUGAUGGCCAUCAGUUGAUCCUCCCUCCCGCCGCUCCUCCAACAUGGACGCCUCUCCCUCCAGCUCUCAGUACGGCUCCAAGAAGAGGGUGAAGAUCCACCCCAACGCCGUGUCGGUCAAGUACGCCACCCACUUCCCCCAGCCCGGCGACGAGGGCUAUGACGACGCCCCCUCCUUCGAGGACUUCGGCACCUUCGCGGAGGCCACGCCCCCGGCCAAGCGGCUGGCGGACGAGGCCAAAGGGGGCAGGACGUUGUUCGGCACCAUGGAGACCCAGCCGCCCAAGCUGCCGGCGCCGCCCCGGGACAAGGGGGUCGGGGGCCAGCUGGCCAGCUUCGGCGAGGCCAACGUGCUGGCCUCCAGGGUGACCUGGCUGGCCCUGUUCGGCGCGGCCGCCGCCCACGGCUGCGUGGCACUCAUCACGCGGCUGGCGGCCGACCGCUCCAAGGUGCCCUCGCUGGAGCUGCUGUUCAUCCGCUCCGUCAUCCAGGUGCUGUCCAUCCUGGUGGUGUUCUACCGCCGCGAGGCCCCCUUCGGCCCCAAGGGCUACCGGCUGCGGCUCUUCUGCUACGGCGUGUGCAAUGUCAUCUCCAUCACGUGCGCCUACACCUCCUUCGCCAUCGUGCCGCCCAGCAACGGCACCAUCAUGUGGCGGGCGUCCACCACCGUGUUCAGCGCCGUGCUGGCCUUCCUGCUGCUGGACGAGCGGCUGGGCUACACCGACGUGGUGACGGUGGUGGGCAGCGUGUUCGGCCUCUGCCUGGUCAUGGUGCCCAACGUGGCCGACGAGGAGAAGUCCCGCCUGGGCUUCUGGAAGGAGGCCUUCGGCUACACAAUGACAGUGACGGCGGGCCUGACGGCCGCGCUGUCCAUGAUCGUGUACCGCGCCAUCAAGGAGCGCGUCAGCAUGUGGACGGCGCUGUUCACCUUCGGCUGGACGGGCACGGUGUGGGGCGCGUCCACCAUGUUUGUCAUGCAGGAGCCCAUCAUUCCCCUGGACGGGGAGACGUGGGGCUACCUGAUCGGCAUCUGCACGUGCUCCACCGUGGCGUUCCUGGGCGUGUACUUCGCCCUCAACAAGUUCCACCCGGCCUUAGUGAGCACGGUGCAGCACCUGGAGAUCGUGGUGGCCAUGCUGCUGCAGCUGGCGGUGUUGCACAUGGUGCCCUCGGUGUACGACGUGAUCGGCGGUCUGGUCAUCAUGGCCAGCGUGUUCACGCUGACCGGGGUCAAGCUGUACCGGGUGAGCCGGGCCAUACGGCAGGACUACCAGGAGAUCCUCGACUCGCCCAUCAAAUGAGACCCGCUCCCCUGUUAUUUAUCAUUUUUGUUUGUCAGUCCGAUGUUUACAGUGUUGGUUCAUGUGCACAUUGUUUGAAGAAUGUCUGGACCUUCAUGCGUUGGUUUUUUUUGUAUUGUGUUGGUGGAAGAGUGCCAAUCAUUGUGUAAUGUCUUAAAUAGUUAAUUAAUCAGUUAAAUAAACUAAAGAGACGUGACGGUGAUUUUAUUAUUUGGUUUGUUUUCCGAUUGCCUUGCUUCAAAGGCAGUUUGUGGAACCCUGUGUGUGUUUUCAGUGUGGUCUAUUCUGUGUGGUUAUGAGUGUCUCAAAAUAUCUUAUUCUGAUGCAUCUUCUCCCCAAUCUAAUCUUCUUUCAGUUCCACCAGUUCCACACUAUACUCCUCUAUGGUUAAACAUAAAGGCUGUGCUUUUUAUCACAAAGGAGGACGACUACCUGCUUACAUGCAAUACACCGUCUGUGGUUCGUCAAUACAUGAAGAGAAUCAAUUAUAUCUGUGUCACCAAAAAUAACAUGGAACCAAGACCGAAGGAGUCCAUGGUUGCUUAGACUAGUUAAUAAGGUGCCUUCACCCAGUGGUUAAGUGUUGGCUAUUUUUAUGUAGCCCACUCUGCAUUUCAAUGUCAUUUGAAUGUGUUUGGCUUCUUGAUUUUGCACACAAUAAAUAUCUGUGGUGAAAUUCCAUAUUCAUAUAUUAAUAGACUACACUAGAACGACAUAGCCUGUAUGAUUAAUUCCCCCAGUACCAUUAUGUCAAAACUGUACACCGCCCUUUGCUCUAAUAGUGUGCUGUAUAAAAAAACACACUGGAAAACCAGUGAGUUUGUCUGUGCGUGUCUCCUGUUUACUUUCGUGCAGCUGGUAGAAGCUCAUGGCUAGAGGCGGUAGUGCAUUUAAACACCUUUUCUACUGAGCAGACAUGCCUGCAUUCUCUCGUUAGAGGAAGGCAAUUCCGUGGUUAAGACUGGGACGAUUGGAGAAACGCCAACUGAGGGAAUCAGUCUCUGCUUGGCCUCUCCAGCAAAGCAAAACUGCCAGAAAGAAAAUGACAUAAUAACGACAGGGGUUGAAUAGAUUUUGUGGUUGGAAAGUACAACAGCAUGAACGGUUCCCUGAGAUCCACUAGAUGGCACUCACGAACCAGUUUGCACCAAAAGAAACCUUCGAAUGAUCAAAUGGAGGUAUUUUCUGUCAUACAUACUGUACGCAUUGACAUUUUUUAUUGAGAUCAUGAAAUUUCUUGUGUAGUCAUAGCCUACGAAAGAAAUUUUGCAAUCUUUUUCAUGUAACGUUUGAGUCAGAGUUAUUCAGAGGCACAUAAAUUAUAAACGUUGUGGUAAGGUAAGUCAUUAUUCAGGCAAAAACUAUUCAAAUCAGCUGUAAA